UUUCUUUGCUUGACAGGACAGCAGACAGCAGACGAUGGGGUUUUGUUGAUGAUAGUUUUGUGGUUUUGUAGCUUUAGUUGAUAUCGGAUCGCUCGAUUUUGUAGGUCGCUCAGUGGGUUUUGUAUAUUUCCCAGGUCUAGUAAUUGUAAUUCAAUAUGCCACUGCAGCACGAACGUGUGUAAAAAUCUUACUCCUCGUAUGGCUUCCUUCAUGUAACAAUCUUUCAGUGUGAUGGAUAUGGCAGCAGGAUCUGAAAAUCAGCAUCUGUCAACUGUAAUUCCUAUUCCGAGAGAUGAACCAAAUUUAAACAAUGAGAUUCAAGACAAACGUCUCUGGAUUGGUAAUCUAGAUCCUCGACUUUCUGAGUACAACCUUCUGAAACUGCUCCAAAAAUAUGGCACAAUUGAUAAGUUUGACCUGUUAUUUCAUCGAUCGGGGCCAUUAUCUGGCUUUCCCCGUGGAUAUGCAUUUUGCACUUACAAAAAUACAGAGGAUGCAGUACUUGCCAUGCAAAAUAUGGAUGGACAGCUCGUUGGUAGUAAACAGAUAACAGUUCGUUGGGCGCACUCAAUGAGUAAGGAUGAAAUGGAAAGUAAACCAAAGGCUGAAUUAUCUAUUCCUGUUCUGGCUGGUGCCAAAUCAAGCAAAGCAGAAAAGAAACCUGUGAGCAAGAAGACUGCUAUACAAGCCAUUGAGGCAAAAUUAAGGCUCAUGGAGCAAAGUAAUACAAGUGAUGAGUUUGAGAUAAAUAACUCUCCUGCUGCUCUGAGAAGCAAAUCCUAUAUUCUAUCUCAAGCCCAAAAUGGUCACGAUGCUCGCGACAGCAGACCCUCUCAUUCAAGAUUUGGGAGAAAGUAUGAUCGGAAACCAUAUCAUAGAGGCCAUCAUCACAGAUAACCUCGUACUUCCCUAAGAAUAUUUUGAUGAUCCUCUUUUGCUGCUUAUUGAUUGACUAUUACUUAUUCUUAGAUCCCCAAAUACAAUGUUGUAUUAUGGACCCAAAUUGUUUACAUGACUGAAAGUAUUGGCUAAAAAUGGAUUCCAAUGGACUUUAUAUUUCUUUUUUAACUCUUUAGAAUAUAAAUUUGUGUGAAUUAUUUAUCAUAGAAAAAUUAUUUGAUACCCUGUUCAAUUUUUACUCAUAUUGUCAAUGCACCAAUUGUAAAUCACUACCAGUAAUCAAUGUUACUUUUCUAUAAUGAUCUCGUAAAUUAAAAAGAAUGUUACAAGA
Molecule: messenger RNA, 1231 nt
Organism: Frankliniella occidentalis (western flower thrips)
Lineage: Eukaryota; Metazoa; Arthropoda; Insecta; Thysanoptera; Thripidae
Product: probable RNA-binding protein 18
Exons: 5
Coding region: 232-897 (221 amino acids)
Molecular function (GO): RNA binding
Source: RefSeq, a predicted model, not a curated record